Oikopleura dioica is the source of this 837-nucleotide messenger RNA. Lineage: Eukaryota; Metazoa; Chordata; Appendicularia; Copelata; Oikopleuridae. The record is from the annotation of a GenBank genome assembly.
AUGAUGUACUGCCCACCCUCUCCAAAAUGGCAAUUUUCUCGCGGCGAUAUCGAAGGCGGCUUUCAAACUUUGGAGAUUUUUGAAAAGAAGACGAAGUCAAAGAUUUCGCCAGACCUAAAGGAGCGAUUUAGGGAGAAUGUUGUUGCUAUUGAUGAUGAGCCGGAUAGUUCGAUCGUCGAACUUGGAAAAGACCCGCUUAUUUUGCGCUUGUCGAUCCUUUGCUCGACAGUUUUCUUCCUCGUUGGCGUCGCCUACAACGGCACCUCCCUUGGCGCAGCAUCGUUGCCCGGCAAUCUCUACACGAACAACUUGAUCAACAGCAUUCUAGAUGCACUGUCUGCGGUCGUCGCCUUUUUACUCAUGCCGAAAAUGACUCGGCGUUUACUCAUCGGAAGCUCUUUCGCAGCAGCUUUUGGCAGCUGUUUGAUGAGCGCCAUUCUUUUCGAGUACUUUCCAAAGAACUCGCCUCAAGAAACAGUUGGAACGUGGAUAAGCUUCGCCGGCAAAUUCGCCAUCUCCGUCGCUUUCAGCUCGAGUUACGUCUACAUUUCCGAGAUCUUCCCGACUUCUAUCCGCGGAGCUGGAAUGGGACUUGUCUCGAUUCUCGAAGGACUUGCUGGCUUCUUCGCUCCGUACUUGGCAUUCAGUGAGAAUUACGCUGUUGUCUAUUCUCUCUAUGCUGUUUUUAGCCUUGCUGGGUGCGCUGCAGUUUGGGCACUGCCUGAAACAUUGAACCGCCAAUUGCCACAGACGAUUUCGGAGGCGCGCGUCAUCUACCGAAAAGAAAAGUUCAGAAUUAGCAGUUCUACUAACUGUGAACAAAAACUGCUUGCUUAG